Messenger RNA from Strongyloides ratti, 852 nucleotides. Its product is annotated as Cyclin-C. Gene Ontology annotation, molecular function: cyclin-dependent protein serine/threonine kinase regulator activity. The transcript has 3 exons. Gene Ontology annotation, cellular component: nucleus; mediator complex. The record is from RefSeq and is a predicted model, not a curated record. The coding region runs from base 1 to 852 and encodes 283 amino acids. NCBI's taxonomy places the organism in Eukaryota, Metazoa, Nematoda, Chromadorea, Rhabditida, Strongyloididae. Gene Ontology annotation, biological process: positive regulation of transcription by RNA polymerase II.
AUGGCUUUUUCAUUUUGGUCAAGUUCUCAUUAUAAGACAUGUCUUAUUGAUCCCGUUAAUGGUUAUUCAACUCAUCGGCAAGAAGAUAUCAAAAUAAUUGGAGAACAAGAUUAUGAAAAACUUAUGAUUUUUUUUACUAAUUUUAUUCAAGAAUUAGCAACUACUGUUACGACAGGAAAAGAAAAAAUAUCAAUGAGUGUCAUUGCAACUGCAAUUGUUUAUUUUAGAAGAUUUUAUGCCAAAAGAAGUGUUAAAGAAAUUGAUCCAUUUUUAUUGGCUCCAACAGCUUUAUUAUUAGCUUGUAAAGCUGAUGAAUAUGGAUAUUUAUUAACUGAUCGUGUUGUAAUGCGUUGUAAUUUAAUGUUAAGAAAAUAUCCAUUUUUAAGUGAAGAUAUUGUUAUAAAUUUAAAUUUAAUUCAAGAAGCUGAAUUUUAUUUAAUUGAAAUUAUGGAUUGUUCAUUAAUUGUAUUUCACCCAUACAGGUCACUUAAUUCAAUUAUACAAGAUGCAAAAGAAUAUUUUGAAAGUGAAGAUAGAUCUGAUCCAUUUAAAAAUACUAAUGGGUGGGAUGAAUUAAUUAGUAGUACAACUAAAUAUAUUAAUGAUUCUUAUAGAUGUGAUGUUUCAUUAAAAUAUCCACCGCAUAAAAUUGCAUUAGCAUGUAUGUUAAUGGCUUUAAUUGGAAUGGGAAAAGAAUCAAUAUUUGAGGAUUACUAUGACAGCAUGCUUACUGAUAGUGAAGGAAUUUAUGAUGCUUCAAAUGAAAUAUUUGCCAUGUAUACUUUAUGGAAAGACUUUAAUGAAGCUACUGAAUUACCAGAAAUUUUCAAAAAAGUUCCUAGACCGGAAUAG